AACAGCGGACCAUUCGAAGAAGUGUGCCUACUGAUCGUACCAUCUUUUUCAACAAUACAUUACGUCGCCACACAACUGUCCACUGAUAGACACUUAAGUCUACCCUUGAACACCGAUUAUGAACAUCGAAACACAACAGAAAUAUCCACACAGACUAAACAGAAAUGGUAUAUUGUACUUAUUUUAUUUGAAAAAAACGCGACUGAAUCACAAAGAUCAACAAACAAUGCUAACUUGGAGAAGUUGCGAGAUUGCCUUACGGCGAUCAAGAAAGAGAAUAAUAUUAACAGGCGCAAGAAAGCAAUGGCCUUGUUAGAUGACUUUGAGCCUUGGAUAAAAUCAACCAGUUGCGAGUCGUACUGGUUACAAGUAGAAACCUCACUCAGCAUGUCAGCACAUGAAGUGACAGGACGAAAAGCGGCAUAUAGAACCAUCAAAAAUUUUACACAGAAGGUUAAUGACGAGGAAGAAGUUAUGGAUGAAUUUCAACCACCGCUAACAAGAGCUAGAAAGAGAGCUAGGAAGGAACUCAAACCAGAGAAUCAGGCAAUUGACAAAGAUGAAGAUGAGCCUAUAUCCAAACAAAAUGCCCGCGAUGUGCUUAAGGACGAUGAGAUACAAUCAACUCACAUAAAUGAUUAUUCUAGUUCCCGUGAACCAACGGAUGAAGAGAUUCCUCAAGAAAACGAAGAGGAAGCAGAAACUGAAAAGGAGUUGGAUAUCAAUUAUAUUGAAAAUCCCCUCUCAGAAAAUGAGGAGAGAGAAACUAUUCUGAAUGAUAUUCAAAGCCCUGAUGGUGAUCUAAUUGACCUCCGGCUGAAUUCGCCCUUUUUUAAAAAACUCCCAAGACAAAUAGCAACAUCAUAUAUGACAGAAAUGGAUAAUAUUACAGAGUCAUUAGUUCCCAAAAAUGUUCAUGAAUUCCUUGUAAAAUUUUUUUCACAAAAUUUGUCAGCAAAGGAGUGGAAUUACCGAAUUGACGAUUUGAGAGCACCAGAAAAAGAUGAUUUUAUAUUGAACACAGUAGUUCGAGUUCUGCGACAUACAUUGCCACAAUUUAUUAAGGCGUUUUCACUUGAAGAGCAAAACCCACUCUUUAAUGUUACUACCUUAGAACAUGCACAUCUUAAUGCAUUCGUCCAUCCAUGUAUUGACACUUUUUUGUGGUACAUCGCAGACAUACAUUAUGAAUAUGGUGAGAUCUCGUCGAAAAAUCAUAUUAAUCGCAACCGAGCGGACGGAGUCGGGUUUAUGACGGAUGCUGAUAAACAUCAGCUUAUAUAUUUGGAAGGCUCCAGACCAAUGGCGAAGGAUAAGAAGGAGAUUGAUGACACAACGAUUACCGAAAAAGCUGUAUAUUUUCGGUGGUCAGAGUUUUCGCCUCCGGAUACAUUUAUAUUUUCUCGACUAUUGCGACUAAAUGAGGUCGAUAAUGCUAAUCUUCCUCGGAAAUUUUCUGAAAUGAAAUCUUUUGUUUAUUUCUAUGAAUCUAUAUUAAAAUGGGCGUUACUGGUACGUGAUGUUACAGCAUCUUUUGAUAAUGCAAGAACUGAGCAAAGACCAUCACGACUUUCAUUUGCGGAUGCUCUUCUUCGACUGGGCGACUGA
Molecule: messenger RNA, 1608 nt
Organism: Diversispora eburnea
Lineage: Eukaryota; Fungi; Glomeromycota; Glomeromycetes; Diversisporales; Diversisporaceae
Source: the annotation of a GenBank genome assembly